CCAGAACUGCAAAUGUCCAAAAGUCUCCUCUACAAUAUCAAGUAUUCAAACAGAAAUUGAAAAGGAUUCGCAAUGGGCAGUAAUUUUGUAAGCGUGCUCAAAUAUUUAAUGUUUGCCUUCAAUUUUUUAUUCUGGGUGACUGGAUGCUCCAUAAUAGCCAUCGGCAUCUACUUUGUGGUCAACAACAUCUAUGGAGACUUACUUACAAAUAAUCCCUCGCUUACUGUUGGCAAUUCCUUUAUCGCUAUUGGCAUCAUCAUUAUGGUGUUUGGGUUUCUUGGAUGCAUGGGAGCAAUAAAAGAAAAUAAAUGCCUUCUUCUUACUUUUUUCAUUUUGCUGUUAUUAAUCCUCUUGGUUGAAGUCACAAUGGCAAUCUUUCUGUUUGUUUAUGAAAAGCAGCUAGAUAAAUACGUGAGGGAAAGGUUAACCAACAGUUUUGAACAGAAUCUAAAACACAAUUCAAGUGAAACAUGGCAUAUGAUACAGAGAAAUUUGCAAUGCUGUGGAAUCAAUGGAUCAGAAGACUGGAUGAAGAAAGAACUUCACAGUUCUUGUUGUCCCAGCAAAACAAACUCAAAUUGCAGUUUAAGUGAUUCUUUCCCAGUGGGUUGUUCAGAGGCACUUAAAAAGUGGUUCGAAAACAAUUUCUUGUAUUUUGGAGUGGGAACCAUAUGCAUUUCAGUUAUUGAGGUGCUGGGUAUGUCCUUUGCAUUAACCCUUUACUGCCACAUAUCAAGAAGUAGUGGCAAGAUAAGUACAUUGCUCUGAGGCUCAGAAUAUCAUUCCGAAAUGUAACAUUGUAUAUUCCAGCAAGGAAUUUGUAUAGUUUGUGCAUUAAUUCAUGAUGAAUUCAUCUUGAGACAGUAUUAAGCUUUUUGCCAUUGAAAACAGUGUGCUUGUGUGUGUGUGGAGGGGGGGGGGUCAUAUGAUAAUUAAUGAGUGGUAUGUGAAGUAAUGCUUAUAGAUAUAUAGAUAUAUAUAUAUUUAUAUGUCUGUUUAUGCAUUUAAGGUUAGUACUGCAACUGCUGUGUUUGUCAUAUCUUAUUUAAUACACAGAUCACUUCAAGAGAGGUUGAAAACGCAAUGUCAGAAAAAAAUAAAAUACAUUUUAUUAAAGGGAAAAA
Messenger RNA from Xenopus laevis (African clawed frog), 1124 nucleotides. RefSeq names its product CD53 molecule L homeolog (gene cd53.L). Lineage: Eukaryota; Metazoa; Chordata; Amphibia; Anura; Pipidae. Gene Ontology annotation, cellular component: membrane; plasma membrane. The record is from RefSeq and is marked provisional.